Psilocybe cubensis is the source of this 2475-nucleotide messenger RNA. RefSeq lists its product as uncharacterized. Gene Ontology annotation, biological process: transmembrane transport. Lineage: Eukaryota; Fungi; Basidiomycota; Agaricomycetes; Agaricales; Agrocybaceae. The coding region runs from base 1 to 2475 and encodes 824 amino acids. The record is from RefSeq and is a predicted model, not a curated record. Gene Ontology annotation, molecular function: oligopeptide transmembrane transporter activity. The transcript has 7 exons.
AUGGACGCCUACAAACUGGAGGAAGGCACACAUUAUUCUUCUGCAGCUGAGCGGGUCGAUACCUCUAGCUUGCGCAUCCGCCCUGCGCCCGAUGUCCCACAGGAUAUCUUUGAUGACGAUCUUCAGUCCAAGUUUAUCCAGGAGCAUUUGAACGAUCCUAACUUCGAUCUCCAUAAGAAUUACCCCCCUUCGUUUGUAUCUGACAACGAGCACGGCCCUACUCCUCCCUACGAACGAGACUCGAAGAAGCUCGACUACUCCGAUGCUGAUUCUCACUACUCAACGUCGAGAGCGGAAUCUAGGGUGUCAACGGCAAUUGAAUUCGAUGAUGAAUCACCAUAUCCAGAAGUUCGAGCAGCUGUGGCCAGUGUUGAUGAUCCUACCAUGCCCGUUAAUACCUUCCGGAUGUGGUUCUUGGGUAUCCUUUUAUCGCUUUUGACUUCUGGCUUCAACCAAAUCUUUUCUAUGAGAUAUCCUUCCGUCUACAUCACAGGAAUCGUUGCACAGCUUGUAUCUCUUCCUUUGGGACGCGGUCUUGCAGCUAUCCUUCCGACCACCGUCUUCAAUACCUUUGGCUACAAGUGGUCACUCAACCCAGGACCAUUCACCAUCAAGGAGCACGUUUGUAUCACUGUCAUGGCCAAUGUUGUAUGGGGAGGCGCCUACUCCACCGAAGUAGUCCUCAGUCAGCGGGUCUUCUAUGGCCAAAAAACUCCCAUGAGCUAUCAGAUUCUCCUCGCUCUCGGGUCACAAAUCAUUGGAUUCUCUUUGGGUGGUCUUCUUCGCCAGUUUGUUGUAUGGCCUUCGAGCAUGAUCUGGCCUGGUGCUUUGGUCAACUCCGCCUUGUUCAACACGCUUCAUAAAAAUUACGGAAAGCGUGAUCGCGGCCACAUCACCCGCGAACGUUUCUUCGUCAUUGCCAUGAUUUGCAGCUUCAUUUGGUACUGGAUUCCCGGAUUCCUGUUUACCGCCCUCAGCAUGUUUAACUGGGUUUGCUGGAUUGCACCCAACAACAUUGUUGUCAAUGCGUUAUUUGGUACCAACACCGGUUUGGGUAUGAGUAUGCUCAGUUUUGACUGGUCAAUGAUCGCUUUCAUUGGUAGUCCUCUCGUCACACCCUGGUGGUCUCAAAUGAACACUGGUGUUGCAUUUAUUAUCAUGUUUUGGUUUAUCGCUCCAAUCCUUUACUUUACCAACGUUUGGAACUCAGCAUUCUUCCCAAUAUCCGCCCCAGUAACUUUCGACAACACUGGAGCACCGUAUCAAGCUAUUCAGAUCAUUACCGACGGUGUCUUUGAUCUCGCAAAAUAUCAAGCUUAUUCACCUGUCUUCUUGACAACCACACUGGCUUUGGCGUACGGUAUCGCAUUUGCCGCUUUCCCCGCUGUCUUUGUUCACACUUUCCUAUGGUUCCGCAAGGAUAUCGUGCGACGAUUCCGAAGCUCUUUGAAAGACGAGCGAGACGUCCACUCGCGCCUUAUGUUGGCGUAUCGCGAGGUUCCUGCCUGGUGGUAUGGUCUCGUCGGUAUAAUAGCCUUCGCCUUUUUCUGCACCGCCAUCGAGAUUGUUCCCACUCAAUUGCCAAUCUGGGCUGCAGUUGUCGGUAUCAUCCUUGCUUCGAUCCUCGCCAUCCCUCUCGCCAUGCUCCAAGCCAUCACCAACCAACAAGUUCCGACCCAGGUCAUGCACGAACUCAUCGCUGGUUAUAUGCUUCCCGGAAAACCUAUUGCGAAUAUCAUCUUCAAGACCAUUGCUUUCAUUACUUCCAAUCAAGCCGUUAACUUUGCUGGCGACCUUAAACUUGGACAUUACAUGAAGAUCCCCCCUAGAAUCAUGUUUAUGAUUCAGGUUGUCGCGUCCAUCGUGGCGUGCAUCUGGGUUACUCUCAUUCAAGACUGGAUGUUGAACAACGUCGAAGAUAUUUGCACUCCCGGUCAAAAACAGGGAUUCCGCUGCCCGGGUUCGACGACCUUCUAUAGCGCCUCUGUCAUCUGGGGCGCCGUUGGUCCUCGUCGUCUCUUCAGCCCAGGCGCGCCUUACUCUGGCCUGCUCUGGUUCUUCCCUGUCGGUAUCCUUGCACCCAUCCCAUUCUACUUCCUCGCUCGCCGCUUCCCCUUGUCGUUUUACCGAUAUGUCAAUAUCCCCGUCUUCUUUGCUGGUCUCGCUGCCAUGCCUCCCGCUUCCGGAAUUAAUUAUGCAUCCUGGGUGCUUGCCGGCUUUAUCUUCAACUACGUUAUCCGCCGCUUCCAUUUCAGGUGGUGGAUGCGCUAUAACUACAUUCUUUCUGCCGCUCUUGACGCAGGGGCCGUAUUUGCGAUGGUCGUUUUGUUUUUCGCAUUUGGUCUCCCAAAGACAGGCGGAAUUGAACUCAACUGGUGGGGAAAUACUGUAUGGCAAAAUACCGCAGAUGCCAAUGGUAUUCCUUUCAAAGCGAUGCCCGACUCUGGCUUCGUCGGUCCUUCGACAUGGUCCUAG